Messenger RNA from Malania oleifera, 2786 nucleotides. RefSeq lists its product as uncharacterized. The transcript has 9 exons. Gene Ontology annotation, molecular function: protein binding. NCBI's taxonomy places the organism in Eukaryota, Viridiplantae, Streptophyta, Magnoliopsida, Santalales, Ximeniaceae. The record is from RefSeq and is a predicted model, not a curated record. Bases 103 to 2616 code for a protein of 837 amino acids.
CACAUCCUGCUAGCUGCUCGCCAGCCAGCCAAACAGAGAAAUAAUUAGUUAAGAUCUGGAAGUGGAGAAAGAGGUCAGGAAAUUGAGCUUGGCUUCCCCACCAUGGAGCACCCACGCCCGACGAUCCCUAGGAAAUACUUGUUCAAAUGCGCCAUGGGUGGGCAAUGGCUAGAGGUGGUGGCCUUAUACAGUGCGGAUGACGCGGAGGAGAUUCAAUCGGGCAAGAUCACCCGUGCCGGCGACACCGCCUUGCACCUAGCGGUGGCCGACGGUCAGGAAGAAAUCGUGGAUCAACUGGUGAGCCGCCUAAAGGACCCUCCGAAGGCCUUAAGCGUGCAGAACAACCAAGGGAACACCCCUCUCCACUUGGCCGCCUCCAUGGGAAGCGUUCCCAUGUGUUUCUACAUCGCCGACCAGCGCGCAGGAGAUCUGGUGGCUAAACGGAACAACGACGGCGAAACCCCAUACUUCCUAGCAGCCCUCAACGGUAAGAAAGAUGCGUUCCUCUGCCUCCAUUUCUUAUUAGGCGAGACAGAUGAGGAUCGAAUGAACAAUGGCCUUAAGUAUGCCAGAAGGAGCGACGGCGAUACCAUUCUCCACUGCGCCAUCGCCGGAGAACACUUUGAUGUAGCAUUUCAAAUAAUACAUCUCCUCAAGCAAGACCUUGUUAUUUCCAUGAAUGAGCAAGGAUUUUCUCCUCUUCACAUCUUGGCGAGUAGGCCCUCCUCUUUUAGAAGUGGUAGCCACCUCGCUCGGCUCAACAAAUUAGUCUAUCUCUGCAUUUUUGUUGAAAAUCUCGAGAUAGCGCCUCUUCCGAAUCACCAGAGUUUGGUUGAUAAAAGAAUUUUAUUGGAAAAGAAAAAAAAGCUCAUCUGUCCAAGAAAUUAUGAAAUGUUCGUCCAAUUCAGUGAACUGCUUUGGAAGAUGAUUAAAUUCACAGGAAAAUUCAUAAAGCAUUCUUCAAGGAAAAGUGAAGGGCAAAGGGAUUCGAAGAAUCAAAUUGAGUCGUCAACCCGCACCAACUUUGAUCUGCUGCUGCCAAAAACCAUUAAAUUAUGUUCAGAAUGCAGUUCAAGAUCUUGCAGAUGCACAGAUGAUGAAAAUCUUCAGAAAGAACAAGACAACCUACAUCAAGUGGAUGAAUCAAACAAAGACAAUGGAAGGAAAAAAUAUGGUGAACCAUUUCCGCCCAACUACAAGAUUUUCUCUGAAUUCAUCAAGAUUAUAUACAAAUUUAUGCUCGUUGUACUUGGAUUAGGAUGGGGAGAAAUAUUGAAGAUUAAAGCCAAAAGAGAGAAGCAUACAUGGUCUAUUCAGAUCUUGGAGGAGCUUCUUCAUCACAGCUCAGGGUAUGAGUACAACGAUACUGGAGGAGAACCAGGAGAACCCAUCCUACCAUCAGCAACAUCUCUAAACGAAGGUAGAACCAACCCUUACGAAUUCAUCAAGACUUUAGAGAAUGAAAGUGCAGAAACUAGUCAAAUGAAAGAUGGAGAAAACGAAAAUGCGGAUAAAGGGAAAACUGAAUCAGUAUUGGGAAUGGAAAAGAACAUAGCGUUAGCACAAAACGAUGCUUCCAGUGAUGUGAUGGAGAAAAUGCAAGAUAUGUUUCCGGUGGCCAUCCAUGACAUCAAUGACCCAAACAAGAGUAUGGUCCUGUCGGUACAGGAGAAGAAAAUCCAAGACAUGUCAAAAAAGGAGACGCCCAUUUUGAUUGCAGCAAAGAAUGGAAUCAGAGAAAUAGUGGAGAGAAUUCUUAACCAAUCUCCAGUGGCCAUCCACGACACAAAUGCUGACAAGAAGAACAUAGUGCACUUAGUAGUGGAGCACAGACAGCCUCUUGUAUACGAUUUUUUGCUAAACAAAAAACCCCUAAAGCAAACAAUAUUUAGUCAGCAAGAUAAGGAAGGGAAUAGCGCUUUGCAUCUUGCAGCAGUUCUCAGGGACCAUCAACCUUGGAACAUUCCCGGUGCGGCCUUACAAAUGCAAUUGGAAAUGAAGUGGUACCAGUAUGUUAAAGAGUCCAUGCCACUACACUUCUUUAGUCGCCAUAACAACCGUGGCAAUACACCAAAGGACAUUUUCGGAGAGUCACACAAAGACCUUGUCCAAAAGGGAGGUGAAUGGCUAAACAAAACCUCCAAGUCAUGCUCUGUUGUGGCAGCACUCAUAGCAACCGUGGCCUUUGCUACAUCAGCCACUGUGCCUGGUGGCAACUCAAAAAAUGGCAAACCAAGAUUCGAACACCAACCUGCAUUCAACGUCUUCGCCGUUUCAUCCCUCAUUGCUCUCUGCUGUUCAGUUACCGCAGUGAUUAUGUUCCUGUCCAUUCUCACAUCUCGACACCAGGAGAAAGAUUUUGGUAGAGGCUUGCCCACAAAGCUUUUGUUGGGUAUGACGUCGCUCUUAAUAUCCAUCGGUGCCAUGUUGGUGUCUUUCUGCGCUGGCCAUUUUUUUGUGCUUAGAGACGAACUUAAGUAUGCCGCAUUUCCAGUUUAUGGAGUGACCUGCUUGCCAGUUACAUUUUUUGCCAUCGCCCAGUUUUCCUUAUACUUCGAUCUAUUAUGGGCUGUCAUCAACGCUGUACCACAACGAAGCUACAAGACCACCCUUUAGCUUGGCAUAUUUCAACUGAUAUCAAAUAAAAAAAAUGUUUUUGUUUAAGUUGUUUCAUUUUUAUUAUUGUUUUUAGUCUUUCGUUCGUUUGUUUUUUUUUUUUGAUUUCUUCUUUUGGUCUUGUAAUGUCUUCUAUGGUUUCAUUAAAUAUACCAACUAUUGAGAGAUAA